UUGCAUCACAGCGCUUAUACCCGCAAGGACGAAAACACGGCGAAAAACUUUUCUGUAAUUUCUGUUUUUCGCCUUAUUUUUGUCUCUACAGGGACCAGUAGAUGUCCUGAGAACCGGUUUUGUGAAACAGGUUGAUGCAAUGUUGGUGGCAUCAGGGCAGCUCAAGCUGUCAGAGCUUCACAAGAACCGGACCAAAAACAGUAAAUCAAAUGACCUCUCCAUUGAAGAAGUUGUUAUUAAUGAUGCCCCCAUGAGUGCCAGGAAUUUCCUUACUAGGUCAUCAACACAAGAGGAGAUUAGUAAAAUGUCUGGUGCUGCAGUGUCGACACGUGGCAGAUACAUGACCCAAGAGGAACAAAAAAACCCAAACAAGAAUCCAGGUGAUCGCCCUCUCUACCUCCACAUCCAGGCAGUGAACCAACAAGAUGUGAAAGGUAUGGGGGCAGCAAAGGGACUAGGCAGUGCUUUCUUCAUUCAGUGUUAGUGAUAAUGAUGCUUAGAGGAGCUUUGUAUCAUGGUGUUUGUUUAAAGUUGAUAUUUUUUCUUAUUUCAGCUUAGAUUAUAUAUAUUUGAAAACAGUAUAAUUUUGAAAAGUAUUUUUAUGUUUUUUUUGCUAUGUGUUAUCUUUUUUUAUCUUUUCAUUUAGGAUGGAUAAAAGCUCAGUAUUCAUAAUCUUCAUUGACUUUUAAGCCUGCAAGAAAUAAGUUUAAGGAGUGAGUGAUGUGAACAUAAGGUCAUGGGGAAAAUCUGGCUGUGGUCCUAGGUAGACACAAACUUUCUGUCAUGAGCAUUCCGAGUGAAGGCCAUGGUGACAGAAAGGAUUUGCCACAUUUGCACAAAAUUUAGAAAGAGCUUUUGCAUUAUUUCCAUUGAUAGAUGAAUGUGGAAUGUAAUGUCUAUAAGCCAUAACUGGAAGAACUCUGGCUCCAGGGAUGACGCUAUUUCUAUGCUCAGCAUCCUCUUCCUGGCUGCUGUGACUGCAUUUUAUCCAGUAUUCUGUGAAUGGAAUGUUCUUGUAUGAAACAUAGUCUGAAAUUGGCUUGUGAUAUUAAACAAAUAUUUUCACCGACAACUAAUAUCAUCCAUGAAAAUUGUUUAAAAGUUUGGAAAUAUUACAAUGAUCUUCCUAGUCCCAAUAUUAUAUUGAUGACAAAGUUUAAUCUUUUACAUGUUUGUCAAGAGAUAGAUGAGUUUUCGUUAAAUUGAUAAAUAAAAAACCUAAAUUUGAAAAGGGAAAAUAUUAAUUAUAUAUUUUGUCUAAAUGUAAAUUGUAAGGGUUUCUCAUCUAAUACAUGUUCUCUGUGUGGCUUCCUUAUGAAAUUUGUGAAUGGCAAAUUACCUUAUUGCUUAAUGGGUUGUGUAUGGUGAUGCACUGAAUCACAUUGAAUUGAUCUCCUUAAAAAGAUUUCAUGGUCUGCAGAGGAAGAAUUUAGGUCAGAAAUUUGUAACAGGUUGUCAGAUAUACCAUUAACCCAUUAACACCAGUAUGUUUUGAAGCCGAAAAUGAAAGAUUCCAGGCGGCUACAAAAUUGGCGGGCGGAGCUGACCCAAAAUUGGCGGGCGGAGCUGACCCUCUGUCCGCGCCCGCCUGCCGUGGCCCGCUGCUGCGUCGGAGCGUGAGCCCCAAUACAGCGUUACACUAGCAGUAUGCCUGCUCAUAUGUGGGACACCCGUCA
This is a messenger RNA of Penaeus vannamei (Pacific white shrimp), 1676 nucleotides long. The record is from RefSeq and is a predicted model, not a curated record. Lineage: Eukaryota; Metazoa; Arthropoda; Malacostraca; Decapoda; Penaeidae.